AUUUCAUUUUGACAGUUCACCAGUUGUCUUUGUUGUUAUUGCAAGUUGAGGUGGAUUUCGUGUGCAUAUUAUUAUUUUAAUAACUACUGCGAAAUCAUCGACACAUUCAGAAAUAUCGGUGUAUUUGUUUAAGGAAUAAUAGUGUGAAUAUUGGCUUUAGUGCUAAGCUCUAAAUCCUUUAGUGCUAGCUAUUAAAGAAGAUUUAUCUUUCGGCAAAAUCGUAGGUAAUAUUAUUAUCUUAACUACGUAUUUCAAACUAUUACUUCAUCGUCUGUGUUGUGGAGGUUUUAUGAUCUACGUGGGCUUAUACAACAAAUAAAAAUGGAGGAGAAAGAACACACGCAGCCGAUGACAACUUGACAAAACAAAUGAAAUAAUAUUAAAACUAAUCACUAACCAGUUGCAGACUGUGAUUCUAAUCUAUACGUAAAACACGAUCUCUAUUAAUUUAAUUACAAUAAUUUAUAUAUAUAAAACUCAAUAACAAAAAAAACCAACAUCAAAGUCUAAACUAAUAAACAAAAACCUAAUUUUUUACAUAAAAAACAACCUACUUUAAAUAAUCAAAAAUUGAUUUUCAACUGUUCAAUGAUAUAAAUUUUAAUCAAUUAAAAAUAGUGAUGUAACUAAUAUGUAUUUUGCAUAUCGAUAGUCUGAAGGAAAACAAAAGUGAUACAGAUUAAAAGCUACAAUAUUGAUCGUGAAAUAUUAAAAAAAUAGGUUCGACUCAGACUAAAUAUAAUUAUAGAUAAAUAACUGGUAUAGAUAAGAAAUAAACCAAAAUGCCGGCGAUUCUGACGAAGAUUCGCGAGCAAGCGUUUCGCGUCCAGCCCACGGCGACGAUUGCGGUGGGAGUUGGCGUCGGCGUAGCGCUAGCGGCUUGUGCUGUGUACGGAACCAGGGAGAAGAAGCAAUCACCACCCUGUCAUAACAAUAAUAACUAUAAGGUAGCGAAAAAUGGUCAACUGCAACCGGUACAAAAUGGCGGCGAAGUGCAGAGCUGCGGGGGACGCUGCGGGGCGGAGCAGUGCGCGCUGUGCAGAGGAGACGCUGACACGGACAACAAGCAGAACAUUGAAGAUGCAGACGAAACACAAUCAACAGAGCCGGAGCACGUGCCCGGCCUUAAUUUAGAGUUCCUUAGACAGCUGAUCAGCCUGGCGAGGAUCAUGGUGCCGGGGUUCCGUAGCCACGAGGUGGCGCUGCUGGCCGCGCAUACAGUUUGCCUGUUCUCUAGAACCUUCCUGUCGAUAUACGUCGCGACCUUGGAAGGUUCAAUAGUAAAACAUAUAGUCCAAAAAGAUCUCCGAUCGUUCUCCUCGCUCCUGAUGCAGUGGUUCGGCAUCGCGAUCCCUGCCACCUUCGUCAACUCCAUGAUCAGAUACCUGGAGAGCAGGCUGGCUCUUGCCUUCAGGACCAGACUGGUGAACCACGCCUACGAGCUGUAUUUCAAGAACCAAACGUAUUAUAAAGUCGCUAAUCUCGACGCUAGGAUAGAAAACGCUGAUCACAGGCUAACAGAAGACGUGUCAGUGUUCACACAGUCGGUAGCCCACCUGUACAGUUCACUCACGAAGCCGUGCUUCGAUCUGCUACUCAUCGUACUAACUCUCGCAAGCUACUCUAGUAAAAUGAAGGGGAACAUUUUUAUUGGCCCCGGCAUAGCGACGGUGGUGAUAUGCCUCACGGGGCAGUUGCUGCGUAUACUGAGCCCGCGGUUCGGCGCGCUGGCGGGCGAGGAGGCGCGCAUGAAGGCCAACCUGCGCCACGUGCACUCGCGCCUCAUCGCGCACGCGGAGGAGGUCGCUUUCUAUGGCGGACACAAGGUGGAGCUAGGCCAGCUCCAGUCGGCCUACAAGGAGCUGGUGGCGCAGAUGACGUCGGUGUUCAACAAGAAGCUGUGGUACGUGAUGCUGGAGCAGUUCUGCAUGAAGUACGUGUGGUCCGGCACGGGCAUGGUGAUGCUGGCGCUGCCCAUCCUCACCGGCACCAGGGCUGAUGGUAAAUCAGACGAAAGCAUAAGUGCAAGAACAGAGUACAUGACGACGUCACGGAAUCUACUCAACUCAGCUGCUGAUGCUAUCGAGAGGCUCAUGUCUAGUUAUAAGGAAGUGGUGACCCUGGCGGGCUAUGCGACCAGAGUGUCAGACAUGUUGGUGGUGUUCGGCGAAGUGGCGCGAGGACGCUGUGUGCGAGCGGUGCACGUGUCGGCGCCCACUCACGGCUUCCAGGUCACCUUCCGCGACAAGCAGCCCAUCCCACAAGGUAAAAUCUCGUACACAACGGAUCUGUCAAUACGGCUGAAGAACGUGCCGAUCGUAACUCCGGCUUGCGACGUGGUCGCCAGCGGGGUCACCAUCGAACUGAAGCCGGGGACGCAUCUACUCAUUGUUGGACCCAACGGCUGUGGGAAGUCAAGUUUGUUCCGCAUCAUCUCUGGUCUAUGGCCCGUGUUCGGUGGGGAGCUCAGCGUGCCGAAGCCCUGCGAGUGCGCGCACUGCGCGGCCGAGCCCGGUGCGCCGCCGCACUGCCUUGCGCGACCUGUCAUGUUCUACAUCCCUCAGAGACCAUACAUGUCAAUGGGCUCGUUAAUAGACCAAAUUACCUAUCCCUCUCGCGUGUCGGACGACGACACGGCAGCAGAGGCACGCGCUAUGCAUAUACUGCGAGUGGUGCGGCUUGACGCGUGUGCAGCACGACACGGGGGACUGAGGGCAGUCUGUGAUUGGCGGAGCACGCUGUCUGGAGGGGAGAAGCAGAGGAUGGCGUGCGCUAGAAUGUUCUAUCACAGACCAGUAUACGCGCUAUUAGAUGAAUGUACGAGCGCCGUGUCCCUAGAGACGGAAGUGGUGAUGUAUGAGGAAGCCAUCAAGGAGGGCAUCACCUUGCUGUCCAUCACGCAUCGCCCGAGCGUUUGGAGGUACCACACCCAUGUGCUAGAGUUCGACGGCGCGGGCGGCUGGUCGUUCCGCGCGCUGGAGAAGGACGCGCCCGCCAUCACGCCCACCUUGCCGCGCAUCACCGAGUCCGCCGACACGCUCGACAAGGAACAGACCAUCGAGUGAUUUGUACCUAAAACUUAUUUAAAUUGUGACUGAAACUAUAACUUCCGUUUUUCCUAAGUUCGCUUAAAAGAUACACAAAUCGCAGAAAGCUUCUCGGAGAAACAUACAGAGUGUGACCAGAACGCUAGCAAAAACUUAGCUUUGUUAUUAUACUACCUAAACACAAUAUAAUGGCAAUAACCAUUUGCCUUAUCUUGUAGUUUUGCUGCUUUAGUAUUUUUCAAACCCGCAAUGUAUAGCGUGGAAAACUCGGGUCAAUGCCCCACUUACGACGUGUCAUUGACUCCGAGUAGCCUAUUUACGUAACGUUCGUGGACCUCUAGCGUCAGUCAAAUGUUUUAUUUGCAAUAUUGACCGUUUAAAAAUACAGCGUUUAUAAGUUCUUCGAUCUACAAGUGAUAUAUUUUUACACAACUUAUGUCGUCGACAUUCCAUCUACACGCACAAAACGUUUGGCGUCAUCAUUCCUCAUACGCACGGCUUAGGUUUGGAAUACUCUUCUGCGAUCUGUAUUUCCUACC
Messenger RNA from Maniola jurtina (meadow brown), 3586 nucleotides. It is a transcript of the gene ABCD, whose product is annotated as ATP-binding cassette sub-family D member. The record is from RefSeq and is a predicted model, not a curated record. Gene Ontology annotation, biological process: very long-chain fatty acid catabolic process; fatty acid beta-oxidation; peroxisome organization. The transcript is spliced from 16 exons. The coding region runs from base 783 to 3065 and encodes 760 amino acids. Gene Ontology annotation, molecular function: long-chain fatty acid transmembrane transporter activity; ABC-type transporter activity; ATP hydrolysis activity. Gene Ontology annotation, cellular component: peroxisomal membrane. Lineage: Eukaryota; Metazoa; Arthropoda; Insecta; Lepidoptera; Nymphalidae.